Molecule: messenger RNA, 4698 nt
Organism: Fukomys damarensis (Damara mole-rat)
Lineage: Eukaryota; Metazoa; Chordata; Mammalia; Rodentia; Bathyergidae
Gene: Znf572
Product: zinc finger protein 572
Exons: 4
Coding region: 425-1945 (506 amino acids)
Cellular component (GO): nucleus
Source: RefSeq, a predicted model, not a curated record
CCGGGUUUGGUAGCUCAGUACUUGGGGUUGGCGAGAUCUGAGGCGGUGGGGUCUUCUUGCUCCGGGUCCGCUGGGGUUGUUAAGGGUGCCGAGCUCCGCGAGUGCGGCCCCCAGAACGGCGAGUUCCUCCUGAGGGAGAAGGGAGCCGCGGGCGGCGGGUAGCAAAGGUGAAAACUGCACCGCCCAGGCUGCGGGGUACGACCCGGAGAGGGACCCGGCUGCCUGUAGGAGCGAAGGCCCAGCGUGUCCCCAGCCUGCGCGGUGCUGCUCACAAAAGCUUGUGGGCUAUGGAAACGCUUGUUCCUGGAGCUUCACCCGCAUUGUACCCCAGCGCUGAGCUUCAGGCACUUCCUUUGCCUGCAUAUUGAUUCCUUGAAAGUGUUUCUAAGGAUUUGGAAUCCUAAACCUGGCUGUGAUCAUUGUGAUGGAGCAAGGACAAGAAUUGUUGGUCUCAGAUUCUAAAGGCCUCAUGAAGAGGGAGAAUUUGAAAAGGUCCUUUACAGGAUAUGAAAGUGAGAAUAAUUUGGGAAUUGUUCAGCACAAUAAUCCUAAGGCAGAUAAGCUUAAAGACAGAGCUUCAAAAUGGUCUAAAAGACAUGGCCCACAAAAUUCUAAGCAUGAAGAUACAAAAGAAAUGCUGUUGACAUUAUCCCAAGAAGAUGGGAUUUUGGCUCAGAAUUCAUCUGAGAAUGAUGGCAAGUCAGAGAUUUGGGGAAAUUCUACAGGGAAAGAGGAGGAGAAGCCCAAUCAAGGUGUAGUGGACCUAGGACAACAUGCCAAUGCCUCUAUCCAGCAGGGGGGGAAACCCUACAAAUGUUCCCAGUGUUGGAAAAGCUUCAGUAGUAGUUCUCAUUUGCGUACUCAUCAGAGGACUCACUCAGGAGAAAAGCCUUAUAAAUGCUCUGAGUGUGGCAAAUGCUUUUGUAACAGUUCACACCUGAUUCAGCAUCUGAGAACACACACAGGGGAGAAGCCUUACCAGUGUGGCGAAUGUGAGAAAAGCUUCAGCAAUACCUCCCAUCUUAUUAUCCAUGAGAGAACUCACACAGGAGAGAAACCCUAUAAAUGCCCUGAGUGUGGGAAGAGUUUCAGUAGCAGUUCUCACCUUAUUCAGCAUCACAGGUCACAUACAGGGGAAAAACCAUACGAGUGUCCUGUCUGUGGAAAAGGCUUCAGCUAUAGUUAUGUUCUAAUAGAACAUCAGAGGACUCACACUGGAGAAAAGCCUUAUGAAUGUCCAGACUGUGGGAGCAGUUUUAGUCAGAGUUCCAGCCUGAUUCGCCACCAGCGGACACACACAGGUGAGAAGCCCUACAAAUGUCUUGAAUGUGGACGAAGCUUUGGUUAUAAUUCUACUCUAAUAAAGCAUCGGAGAAUCCAUACAGGAGAAAAAUCAUGUCACUGUGCAGACUGUGGAAAGAAUUUUAGUCGAAGUUCAAAUCUUAUAACUCACCAGGAGAGGCACACAGGAGAGAAAUGCUAUGGAGGUUCUAAAAAUGGAGAAAGUUUGCAUCAGAACUGCAGUAUGAUAGAAGAGUACAGAGGAGAGAAGCCAUAUAAAUGCUGUGAAUGUGGAAAGAGUUUUGGCCUUAGCACCCAUCUCAUUAGACAUCAGAGGACACAUACAGGAGAAAAGCCUUACAGAUGUUCUCUUUGCUGGAAGACUUUCAGUCAGAGUUCUGCCCUGGUGAUUCAUCGGAGGACCCACACAGGAGAGAAACCUUAUAAGUGUCCUGAUUGUGGUGAGUGCUUCAGUCAAAGCUUUAACCUUAAUAGGCACCGGAGGAUCCACAAAGGAGAAAAACCUUAUAAAUGUGCUGACUGUGAGAAAUGCUACACAAGAAGUGCCUACCUCACUCAGCAUCGGAAAAUUCACAUAGAAAAGUCUUUUGAGUCUCCUAAAGUGGUGGAUUUUCCUCAUGAACUGACUUGGAAAAGCUGUUAGGGGAAAUGGCCUACUUCCAUUCACUUUCAGUCUCAAAUCCACCUUCCUGACUCCCUGAAAUUGCUUAGUUUUGUUUGGUUUUGUUUUCCAUUACUGAACCAUUACAGUUAAGGUCCAUCAAACAUCUGUAGUAAUUGUGAUCUAAAGUUUAUUUGGUAUAAAAAGUCAACCUUUCAGGCCACCAGACUAUCAGAUCUGUCCAGUGAGAGACACCGAUAAUAAUGAAAGUAAAGGAGAUUUUUUUUUUUUUUUGAAACUUAGAAAUAGCUUCAAAGGAAAAUACAAAGAGUAACCCUAGGAGUAAGCAAAAGGCCAUGUGAGAACUUGAAGCUAGGAGUGCCAAUGAAUUACCUUAUUUUUUACCUCACUGAGUGAUGAUAAUUACUAGCUUCAAGUCUUUGCCCAGUGAAAUAGUCUUUUUGAACAAAUAAUGUUAUUUUGUGUCUGUUUUAUUAAAUUUUAAGAGUGAUUUUUUGCAUGUGUUUUUAUUUUCUAAAAAUUGAACUGUACUGUCCACUAUUGCAGCCUUUAGCCAUCUUUAGCUAUUUAAGCAUAUUAGUAAUUAACAUUUAAUGAAAUUUAAAAUAGUUACUUAGUUGCACUAGCCACCUACUAAGUACUCAGCCACAUGUGACUAGAGGCUACUAUACUGGACAUCAUAGAAAGUUCUUUCAAGAGCAUUGCUCUUAACAGACUCAUAUUUUUAUUAAGAGUAGGAAUAUGCUCUAGUGUUUUUUGUUUUCCAAAAGAAAGUGCAAUUGAAUAGAAAUGAGAUUGAGUUUCUAAAGCACUAAGUCAAGAGAUUGGGUAUUUCAGCAAUUGUAUGUUUAUGUUAAAUCAAUCAUAUUAUCUAGUGAUGAUCUCAUUGUCUUGACCAAAGCCAGAAUAGUACGUAGGAUCUUGCAAUUGGUUCUUUGAUUUUUUGACAUCUUUCUGUAAGUUUUCUAAAGCCUAGUCAUAUCAGAAACUGGGUUUUUUUUUUUUUUUGUAAUUAACCCACCCACUCUGAGCCAGUGUUCAAGGACAAUUUGCUUUUGAACAGCAGGAUUCCUUAGCUCUAGGAUUUCCAGUUUUCCUCUGCUUUUGAUGUCUUUGGUCUGUGGAUCUGUUGAGACAUCAUCCUCUGUUCUAUGGGAAUGGUCUUUGGAAAGUGUUAGAUAUAUCCUAGUCCUCCUCUCCCAUUUUUUCCUACUAGUGCAAAAGGUAUAUGUAUAGGAAGGUCAGGACUCUGCAUUGCCCAGAAUUUCAUCAGUAUUGAAAAUUAUGUUUUUUUCUACCCUUGUAUGUUAUAAAGAAUAUGUGGAGAUGGAUAUUAGGAAUUGAGGGCCAGGCAGGACCAGUUGUGGCUGCUAUGAAGGCAGUAGUUGGUGGGUAAUGGAUUUGCAUGAGUAUUAUUUACUUCCUGGUUGUGGUACUCUAGAUACUGGUGAGGCAGUUGUGUCUUUUUGUAUUGUUAAAUGAUUGAAAAAUAAAGCAAAACUAGCAAAUAUUUAAGUAGUUGGGAGUAAUUUUCUGCUUUCAGAAAAGCGAAUACAUUUUUGGGCAUCAUUGGCUUUUAUGCAGCUGUCACCCAUGUGUCUUUUUACUUUUCUAUAUUAUCUCAAGUUAUCCUAGAUUGUAAUAUCUCAGGAUGAGUUUUUACGGUAUUUUUUUCUUAUCACAGACAGCUAAGUGUUCAGUUAAUGUUUGAUAAAUAAAUUAUUGGUUUGCUUUUGAGGCUGAGAUUCAAUUGCAAGGCAACAGCUAUGGGAUUUUGGUAAAUCAUCAGUGGAAUAAUCUAUGGCAUGUAAACCACUGAGGCUCAGUUCCUUUAUCUAUAAAAUUAAGAUAAUGAUUGCCUUCCAAGGUUGCUGUAAGGAUUAAAUAAAUGUUUGCAAAGCUGCUAACGCAGUAUUUAAAAUAUAAGAGGUUCUCAGAGGUAAUGGUGUUAAGUGCAACAAAUUAAAAAAUGCCAUCCAUGUAUUUUAAGUAUAAAAAUAGCAAUACAACUCCAAACUUGUUCUACUUGGAGAUUGUGAUCCAUCUUAGGACAAGACUAUCUUGUAUUUUAAGGUUGUAGACUAUAAAAAACAUUCUUAUUUACUAUACGUGUAAGAAGCUAAUAACAGCAGGAGGUAUUACUGGAUUUUUUUUGUUGUUGUUUUUUGUGAAACAAAGGAUUUGGUCUUAGCAAAGAGUAGGGUUGGAGAUUUAGCUCAGUGGUUCCUCCGCCUGCUUCACAAGCACAAGGUCCCGAGUUCAAUCCCCAGUACCAAAAAAUAAAUAAAUAAAUAAAUAAAAGGAAAGAGCAAAACAGCAAGUGCAAAUCUAAAUGUAUUUGCAGAAGAGAUUAAUAACAGGAACAUAUAUGUCCUAUCAUUAACUGCCUGCAUUAUCUUUUAUAACUACUGACAAUUAUAUAAAACCUAUUUCACACCCUUGACAUGAACAAGAAUAUAAAUUUCACGUUUUUGUAUAGAUGAAGACAGGCUUUGUUAAUGUAAUUUGGCUAGAAUCCUUUGGAUAGAAAAUGAAGAAAACAGAAAAGAACAUUGUUCCCUUUGAUGAAGAACAUAACAUAGUCAAAUUUAGUCCUAUUGGUGCUUUUGCCUCAGUUUUAUCAGCAAGAAGGCUCUUUGUUUAGCUUUAUGAGAAGUAAAUAUUUGUGUUUGUGUUUUGUGUUUCUCUUGGUGACACAAGGGAUUCCAUGGACCAUGAAUAAAGAAAGCAUCCUUAUUUAUAAAUGAAUAUUAUUUUUCAUCAUUUAGUCUAUG